Messenger RNA from Geosmithia morbida, 999 nucleotides. Its product is annotated as twinfilin. Gene Ontology annotation, biological process: actin filament depolymerization; barbed-end actin filament capping. The transcript has 3 exons. Lineage: Eukaryota; Fungi; Ascomycota; Sordariomycetes; Hypocreales; Bionectriaceae. Bases 1 to 999 code for a protein of 332 amino acids. Gene Ontology annotation, molecular function: actin filament binding; actin monomer binding. Gene Ontology annotation, cellular component: cytoplasm; actin filament. The record is from RefSeq and is a predicted model, not a curated record.
AUGCAGUCGGGAAUCUCAGCUUCGGAGGAGCUCCAAGCUCAAUUCACGACUCUCCUCGAGACGCCGUCGACGUUCGGGCUACUCGUCAAGAUCGAAAAGGAGUCCCUCGUCCCGUUCGCCACACUGCCCAGCGCUGGGUCCUCGUUCGCCGAGAACCUACCGGCGCUGCAGUCCCACGUCACGACCGAGGCGGCCCUGUACGCCAUCCUGCGACGGUACGACGAGGCGCCCAACUUUCUGGCGGUGACGUACGUUCCCGACGCGGCUCCCGUGCGGCAGAAGAUGCUGUUUGCUUCGACCCGCCUGACGCUGGUGCGCGAGCUGGGCACCGAGCACUUCCGCGAGACCAUCUUUGCGACGACGCCCGAGGAGCUGAGCGAGCGGGGCUUCCAGAAGCACGACGACCACUCCAAGAUCGAGGCCCCCCUUACGGAGGAGGAGCGCACGCUGGGAGAGGUCAAGCGCGCCGAGCAGGAGGCCGGGGCCGGCACGGGCACGCGUGAGAUCCACCUCAGCAAGAACCUCAGCAUGCCCCUGUCGGAGGAUGCCCUGGCUGCCAUCAAGGCGGUCGGUGACGGAGAACGUUCGGUCACCAUGCUGAGGAUCAACGCCGACACGGAAAUCGUCGAGCUGGUCCCCGAGUCCCCCACCCCAUCCACGAUCGACGACCUGGCAAAGGUCAUCUCCCCGACGGAGCCCCGCUUCACCUUCUUCCGCUACGUCCACACGCACGAUGGCAAGGAGCAGUCCCCCACCCUCUUCUUCUUCACCUGCCCCGAGACGACGACGGGCCACAAAGCUCUCAAGUACCGCAUGAUGUACCCGCUCAUGAAGAGGGCCGUCAUCAGCGUGGCUGAGCAGGAGGUCGGGCUGGCCCUGGCCAAGAAGUUCGAGGUCGAGAGUCCCGGCGAGAUUACCGAGAAGUCCAUCCUGGACGACCUGCAUCCCAAGGCCACCGCCAGGGCUGGAUUCAGCCGGCCGAAGCGGCCUGGGAGGUAG